This is a messenger RNA of Echinostoma caproni, 768 nucleotides long. The record is from the annotation of a GenBank genome assembly. NCBI's taxonomy places the organism in Eukaryota, Metazoa, Platyhelminthes, Trematoda, Plagiorchiida, Echinostomatidae.
AUGUUCAUCCGAAAACAGAUCUACCGAGUCGGUGUUCCAUUGAUUUUGAGCUUCAUUGUCGGUGAGAUUCUUCAACCCCAGCUGAGCUUGUCUUUAUGGCCGAAGUUCGAUUCCGAACCAGACGACAGGGAAACACGUCUACUUCUGAUCGCCGAUCCCCACGUGGAAGGUUAUAAACCGGAUUUAUUCUGGUUAAACUACAUACUACAAUGGGAUAGCGAUCGUUAUCUUGAAACGUAUUUCCAGCAAGCUUUGACACGAAUAAAACCAAAUGGAUUUCUUAUCCUCGGUGACCUGUUCGAUCGCGGGUUCGAGGCCUAUCCGAGCGAGUUCGAUCAAACUUGCAAACGAUUUCGUCGGAUUUAUUUCGGUCGACAUUCUCUACCGUACUUACUUAUCCCCGGUGAUAACGAUGUCGAUCUAGUGGAAGGUGGACCAACAGAUCCAUUCUCUGUGACACGAUUCAUUGACUGUGUUGGUCAGCAGGCAGAGUACGUGCCAAUUCAUUUCGCCCAGAUAAAAGCGAUUCCUAGAGGUGCAUAUAAACCGGCCCAGACACAUUCGUUUAUGUUGUCGCGAUCGAGCGGUCGAUAUCUAGUCCUGGCUACACAUGAACCAAUCAAUAUGCUCGAAAACGCCCAACUGAAUGCGGCUCUGAAAGUGGAGUCUCCUUGCGUGUUCGUCAGUGGACAUCAUCAUCACGUGAGUGGAGCGUUUAUUUUUUCUGUUUCGAUUCGGUUCUCCAAUAAUCCCGAAUUUGCACGAUAA